CCGGUAAAACCACCGCCGCGGACUGAAGCGCGUCAACCAUGGGUCAUAUGGUUCGGGCUCUCCGGCACUGGCCGAUGUUGCAGAAUCACUGUUUCGGUUGCACCGUACAUCAUUUUCUCUCAUCUCCGCCGUGGGUGGCCAAAAGAAUCGACUCUCGUCGACUAACUUUAGCUACCGUUCAUUCUGCUCGUCGCGAAGUCCAAUAUGGAUCGAAAGGUCUCAGAUUAUCCAAAGCUCAAGCUCCGGCCGAAUUCCAAGAAGAUGAGAGCGUUGAUGAGGACUUGGAUGUUAGAAAGAGCCGGAACCAGCUUAAACGGGAAGCUCGACGAGCCGUCCAAUGGGGCAUGGAUCUCGCGGCCUUCUCCACUCCUCAAAUUAAACGCAUCCUUAGAGUGGCGUCCCUCGAGAAAGAUGUCUUCGAUGCAAUAAUGCUUGUGAAGAGGCUUGGGCGUGAUGUCAGAGAAGGAAAACGAAGGCAGUUUAGUUACAUUGGAAAACUGCUGAGGGAUGUUCAACCUGAAUUAAUGGACAGUUUAAUACAGGCCACAAAAGACGGUGACCAUAGCAUGCUGCAGACAUUGUCUGGUUCGGUAGCAGUUGACGAUGAUGAAGAUACAGACUCUGAAUAUGAGGAGGAGGAAGAAGAGGGUCCGCAUGUGGACAUUGUUACAAGAUGGCUUGAUGGGUUAGUCAGUAAGGACAAGAACGUUACAAAUGAAAUUUAUUCGCUACAAACUGUUGAAUUUGACCGUCAGGAGCUGCGGAGACUUGUCCGAAAAGUGCACAUGGUUGAAGAACGCAAGGCGGCAACUGAAGAGAAUGAGGAUGAAGUCAAUGUGGCAAUAACAACCGCUAAGAAGCCCCUUGCUCGUUUUCUUUGUAGAAUGGCGAAACAACUGCCCCCUUAUGAACUCUAGUACAAAUUUAUUUGUGCACUACAUUAACUUCGCAUUCUUUCUUAUGCACACAUAUUUGUUUUUUAUAACCUUGCAGACUGUUAAUUCUCACUUCCAACACAUUUUUUCUUUUC
Molecule: messenger RNA, 1030 nt
Organism: Cucurbita moschata (crookneck pumpkin)
Lineage: Eukaryota; Viridiplantae; Streptophyta; Magnoliopsida; Cucurbitales; Cucurbitaceae
Product: UPF0307 protein PMI3641
Exons: 6
Coding region: 39-917 (292 amino acids)
Source: RefSeq, a predicted model, not a curated record